AUGGCGAACAUUCAAACUGUAGUGGUCGUCGGCAUUGGCCAGAUGGGCACCAGCCAUGCAUUAGCCUACCACCACAACCCCGGCUACAAGAUCAUCAGCCUGGUCAACCGAAGCCCAAUCAAAAAGCUUCCGGAUGAACUGAAGGACUACCCCGUCCUAACAAGCUUCAACGAAGCACUGGCCCUGAAGCCAAAUGUGGUCUCCAUCAACACCCACACAGCAACACAUGCUGAUUUCGCCAUAACAGCAAUGAAGGCCGGGGCCCACGUCUUUCUCGAAAAGCCCCUGGCGGCAACAGUCGAGGAAGCAACCCGGGUUGUCCAAAUAGCCCAGGAAACCAAGCGCAAGCUCGUAGUCGGCUAUAUUCUCCGCCACCACCCGAGCUGGGUUCAGUUCAUCCAUCAGGCGCGGCAACUCGGGCCGCCGUUCGUGAUGCGCAUGAAUUUGAACCAGCGCUCGUCCGGCGACGAGUGGGCGAUCCACAAGCGACUGCUCCAAGACGCCAAGAACCCGCUCAUAGACUGCGGCGUUCACUACGUCGAUGUCAUGCUGCAAAUCUCGGAUAGCAAGCCUGUCCAGGUCCGUGGGAUGGGACUCCGGCUCAGUGACGAACUUCCAGCAGACGGUCAGGUGAACUAUGGCCAUCUGCAGAUUAUCUUUGAAGAUGGGUCUGUUGGCUGGUAUGAAGCUGGAUGGGGCCCGAUGAUGUCGGAAACGGCGUACUUUGUGAAAGACGUUAUUGGACCAAGGGGAUCCGUUUCAAUCGCCAUGGAUGGGAAGGGGGAUUCGGCCAAUGUCGAUAACCACACUAAGCUGUCGAAGCUGCGGCUGAACUCCGUUAUCGAUGGGCGUCCACAAGAGGAAAUGCUUUCGAUGGAAGAUGACUUUACUCACAACGAUCUCUGUGCUCGAGAGCAGCAGUAUCUGCUUGACGCAAUUACUGAAGACAAAGAUCUCUUUGCGCACAUGGAGGCUGCUGUUCGAUCGUUGCGGAUCGUGUUUGCGGCUGAUUUGUCCAUGCGGGAGAACCGCGCCAUCGAUCUUGUCGAAUAA
Penicillium chermesinum is the source of this 1053-nucleotide messenger RNA. RefSeq names its product Gfo/Idh/MocA family protein. Bases 1 to 1053 code for a protein of 350 amino acids. NCBI's taxonomy places the organism in Eukaryota, Fungi, Ascomycota, Eurotiomycetes, Eurotiales, Aspergillaceae. The record is from RefSeq and is a predicted model, not a curated record. The transcript has a single exon. Gene Ontology annotation, molecular function: nucleotide binding.